GGGGGGCUGAGGUCCCGGACCCCCUCCCCGGAGGGGUGCUUUUGACAGACAGCCCUUCUCCAGCCUGCGAGAGCCGUCCCUCCUCCCUCCCCGCUCAGCAGCCAUCCUCAACUCCAGGAACACCUUCCCUCCAGCCUCGCUCCCCCCGUUCCCCCGCCGGCAGGAAGGUGUUUGUGUGCCCCCCCCCCCGUUUGCCUGUUGUCGCUUCGCCCUCUCCCCCUUCUCCCUCCCUAUCUCCGGAGAAAGCGAGAGGAAAAAGUGUCAGGAGCGGGGAGCUCAUAGCAACAGGAUUCUGGGAUGAAGAAGAUUCGGCAGCAGCAUCUCCGGGAGCCGGUGACCCCAGAGCUCCUGGUGAGCCCCAGCAGCCAGGAUGGGGACCUAGGCUCUGGGUGCCCAGAGGACAGAGGGAACUGGACGGGGCGGCUGGAUUUCCUCCUCUCCUGCAUUGGGUACUGCGUGGGCCUCGGAAACGUCUGGAGGUUCCCCUACAGGGCUUACACCAAUGGAGGAGGAGCUUUCUUGGUUCCUUACUUCAUCAUGCUGGCCAUCUGCGGGAUCCCCAUCUUCUUCAUGGAGCUGUCCCUUGGCCAGUUCUCCAGCCUGGGGCCGCUCGCUGUCUGGAAGAUAAGCCCUCUCUUUAAAGGCGUUGGCAUGGGCACCAUCCUCAUCGUCUCCCUGGUGGCCAUUUACUACAAUAUGAUCAUUGCUUACGUUCUCUUCUACCUCUUUGCAUCCCUCACAAGCGACUUGCCCUGGCAGCACUGCGGCAACUGGUGGAACACCGACCUGUGCCUGGACCAUCAUGUCAUCAAGGCGGGGAACGCCACCUUUCCCGUCAACAUCACCAACACCGUCAGCCCCAGCGAGGAGUACUGGAGCCGGUACGUCCUGCACAUCCAAGGGAGUUCUGGGAUUGGAAAUCCUGGGAGGAUCCGCUGGAACUUGUGUCUGUGCCUGCUCCUUUCUUGGACUAUCGUCUAUUUGUGCAUCCUAAAGGGAGUCAAAUCCUCUGGAAAGGUCGUGUACUUCACCGCCACCUUCCCCUACCUCAUCCUGGUGAUGCUGCUCAUCCGUGGUGUGACCCUGGAGGGGGCCUGGAAAGGGAUCCGGUUUUACCUCACGCCCCAGUUCGAUCACCUGCUCUCUUCCAAGGUGUGGAUCGAGGCUGCCCUGCAGAUUUUCUACUCCCUUGGGGUAGGCUUUGGGGGCCUCCUCACUUUCGCCUCCUACAACACCUUCCAUCAGAAUAUCUACAGGGACACCUUCAUAGUGACCCUGGGCAAUGCCAUCACCAGCAUCCUGGCAGGGUUUGCCAUCUUCUCCGUUUUGGGAUACAUGUCCCAGGAGCUUGGGGUCCCUGUUAACCAGGUGGCAAAAGCAGGUCCUGGCCUGGCUUUUGUGGUGUACCCCCAGGCCAUGACAAUGCUCCCCCUUUCUCCAUUCUGGUCUUUCCUGUUCUUCUUCAUGCUGUUAACCUUGGGCCUGGACAGCCAGGUAAGGACAGAGCCCACUCAGCCAGCCAUGGUGCCUGGGCAGCCCAGGGGCUCUGGGGAUCCUCUUCUCCUUUGCAUGCAGUUUGCCUUUAUGGAGACCAUCGUCACAGCAGUCACAGAUGAGUUUCCUUACUACCUGCGGCCAAAGAAAGCUUCGUUCUCUGCUAUCAUCUGCAUUGCCCUCUUCCUGAUGGGGCUCAUCCUCACAACAGAGGGUGGGAUGUACUGGCUGGUCCUACUGGACGACUACAGCGCUGGCUUUGGUCUCAUGGUGGUGGUGAUCACUACUUGCCUCGUGGUGACACGUGUCUAUGGCAUAAAGAGGUUCUGCCGAGAUAUCCACAUGAUGCUGGGCUUCAAACCAGGUCCCUACUUCAGAGCCUGCUGGAUGGUGCUGUCCCCAGCAACAAUGAUGGCUCUCCUGGUGUACAACAUCGUCAAGUACCAGCCCUCCGAGUACGGCAGCUACCGCUUCCCCGCUUGGGCCGAGAUCCUGGGCAUCCUAAUGGGAGUCCUGUCCUGCCUGAUGAUUCCCAUUGGCAUGGUGGUGGCUGUGCUCCAAGAAGAAGGGACACUGUGGGAGCGGGUGCAGCAGGCCAGCCGGCCCACCAUGGACUGGGGCCCGUCGCUGGAGGAGAACCGCACGGGGCUGUACGUGGCGAGCCUGCCUGGCAGCCAGUCCCCCAAGCCCCUCAUGGUCCACAUGCGGAAAUACGGCGGCAUCACCAGCUACGAGAACACGGCCAUCGAGGUGGACCGGGAGAUGGAGGAGGAGGAGGAGUCCAUGAUGUGAUGGGACCCCGCAGGCUGGGAGGGGGCUCACCCCCCAGUUCACACAGGUUGCACUGUGGCACUUCAGGACAGCCCCAGCGGGUGGGUUUGGGAGCAGUUGGGAGGUGCUGACCCUGCCGGUGUCCUCAUCACCGCCCUGACCCAGCCAGGAUGGAGCUGCUGCUCGUCCCUGUGUCCCGAGGUGUUUCUGUUCAGUGUGACGACUGUGUGACACGUCUGUGUGCUCCUGUGACGGUGUCUGGCUGUAGUGUCCGGGCUGCCCUUCUCCACCCUCAGCCCUAGCCCUGCCCUCCCCAUGCAGGGAUGCUCCAGCUACAAGGAUGCGCCAGCUACAGGGAUGCAGAGAUGCUCUGGCUGCAGGAGGUGGGGAGGAGGAGGACAUCCUCUGCAUUGGUCUGCUCUCUACUUGUGUGUAUUUAACUCCAGUAACCCACAAACACGUGUGAGAAAGGACUAUAGCAUCCUCCAUGCCCUGAGGAUAGUGUGUACCGGAGGCACUGCAGCAAAACCAGCACAAAUCAGUGUCCCGCUCAAGGAAUGUGACCUAAUAAAUGAGCAGUUGAAGCGAUGAGAAGGAAGAAAUAAUAAAGCUUUCUAAGCAAACCAGCUUGGGCCUUUCCAAGCUUGCACAUCCCCCAGGGACCCCAGUGGGUCAGGCCAGCUUUUCCCCAUAGUGUCUGGUAGGGCUGGGGCGAGCUGUGCUCCAUGUGUGCAGGAGGUCAGAGAUGUCUUAGCUGGACCCAGCUCCAAAGGAGGAUCAGUUCCCAUCCCCAAGGGAGAUCCAAGGGUGCUGCUUUUCCCAGGGAAAGAAGGGCUGUGUUUCAGUGCCUGUGUGUGAUUUUGGGGUGUCUCCCAGGGCUUAUGUCCCAAAGACCAAAUCUGCUGAUGCUGCUGUCCUGGGAAGUGCCAGUGAGGUCCUGGAUGGGGCUGUUGGGACCCAAUGCUGCCAGUCCCUGUCACCCCAGUGUCAUGUGCACCUUCUCCCAUGUCCCACCAGCUCACCAUUAAAAAGCAGUGUGUGACACA
Messenger RNA from Pezoporus flaviventris, 3311 nucleotides. It is a transcript of the gene SLC6A7, whose product is annotated as solute carrier family 6 member 7. The coding region runs from base 298 to 2286 and encodes 662 amino acids. The transcript is spliced from 13 exons. Lineage: Eukaryota; Metazoa; Chordata; Aves; Psittaciformes; Psittacidae. Gene Ontology annotation, biological process: sodium ion transmembrane transport. Gene Ontology annotation, molecular function: L-proline transmembrane transporter activity. The record is from RefSeq and is a predicted model, not a curated record. Gene Ontology annotation, cellular component: membrane.